Messenger RNA from Manduca sexta (tobacco hornworm), 709 nucleotides. RefSeq lists its product as uncharacterized. The record is from RefSeq and is a predicted model, not a curated record. The transcript is spliced from 6 exons. The coding region runs from base 75 to 689 and encodes 204 amino acids. Gene Ontology annotation, molecular function: protein binding. Lineage: Eukaryota; Metazoa; Arthropoda; Insecta; Lepidoptera; Sphingidae.
ACGACUGUAAUCAAAUUUAAAACCAAUUAAAUUUUCUUAUUACUCUUGAUUGAAGUCAAGUUCUUUAUUGAAUUAUGAAGAUGAAAUCUCUGUUACAUUUUUUGUUACAAAUAACUAUUAUUACUCAUUGCUUUGGGAGUGACAAGAAACCCGUUAAAUAUAAUCAAACUAAGCCUGAGUCAAAAUUUCACAACCCGAAUUUCGUUCGAGACCGCUUUAAAAAUGUGAUUUUCAAGCCAGAGCUACCGGAAUCUUGGAAACAUCGGUUCCGAAAGCCAUUCCAUCCAGCCUGGAUGGAUUACUGCGACCCGUACCACUGUAACGACUACCACAAGCUAGCCUGUGGACUCAACCGGAGUAACAUGCGGUUCAAAUGGUUUCAGAGUGGAUGUCACAUCAUAUUGAAUAAUCAGUGUGCGACCUAUCGUGGCAGUUUGAAAUACGACGUGGUAGACCCGAAAUUCUGCAUGAUAUAUGUGAUGUAUUUGAGAUCAAACUGCCCUGAUGUCUGCAGAGGGUAUGUGCAACCAGUGUGUGGAGUCAGCAGUUUUGAUGGUCACGCUGUUUUGUUUGUAAACAGAUGCGCUAUGGAAAUGGUUAAUUGCCGAAGCAAUCUCCCAGAAUACGAAGAAGUUAAGAUGGAAAUGUGUUUAGUCUACGCAAACAAACUGAAAAAAUAUUAUGUGUAAUAAAUAGAUAUUUUAAACAG